This is a messenger RNA of Astyanax mexicanus (Mexican tetra), 3186 nucleotides long. RefSeq lists its product as uncharacterized. The transcript has 10 exons. Lineage: Eukaryota; Metazoa; Chordata; Actinopteri; Characiformes; Acestrorhamphidae. Bases 79 to 3081 code for a protein of 1000 amino acids. The record is from RefSeq and is a predicted model, not a curated record. Gene Ontology annotation, molecular function: calcium ion binding.
UCUCCACAGCAUUCCUCCUGCUGGUCUGCUGUCAGUCUGAGAGCUGUUCAGUCUCAGCACAGGGAGUGAGGGGGCUGGAUGUCUAUGGGAGCUGUUGCUGCUACACUGCUGACAGCACUGCUGGCCCUGCAUUGGGCACUGGCUCCAGGCUUUGCAGAUGAUGGCUGCAGUGGAUUCAGGCAUCUGGAGAAUGGUCGCACGUUUUUUCGCUAUGGGGGGCUGUAUGUUACCUUCAGCUGUAACCCAGGCUUCAGGAUUCACGGCUACCGCACCAGCAGCUGUGUGUCUGGGCAGUGGGCCAGAGAACCCCCCCUUUGUGUCGCUCCAGGAUGCCCCAGCCCUGGUGAGAUCCUGCACGGGAACAGGGAGGUUUCACCAGAUUCCUCAGUGGUCCGUUUUACAUGUGACAGUGGCUUCAGGCUCUUCGGCUCUGCUCUGCUGUACUGCAAGGGCAAGAGUUGGAAUGGCACCAUGCCUGUGUGUAAAGAGUCAGACAUCAUGAGCUCUUUUCAUUUGAAGCAGACUUCUAUCUACAAACCCAGUGUGGAACUGAACCCGAACUCUCUGUCCAGUCUGAAGAACCGUUUCAACACAAUCGCUCACACAGCCUCCAAAGAAGCAUUUCUAAAACCUUCCUUUCUUGAAGUUCCUCAGCCCAAACCCUUCCUAAGUGGAGAUGUGUUGAAGGUUUCUCAGAAACCUUCAGAGAAGAAGCUUGAGAAGAAACUUUGCUCUGACAAAGCUACAACACAAGCAAAGGGAGGAACAGGGGGACUUACUAAGAUGAUCACUAGGCUGAUCAACCAGGUGGAUCCUGUUACUCAAACACCACCUGAAGCUACGUUGCUGGAUACUACAGUCUCAACAGUCCCAACGAACGGUCUAACCUCUGCUCCCUUGUUAUCAAGACCUACAGAGUCAGCCAAUUUACCAAAAUUUACUCCAGCAGGGAACCUGGAUCAGAUGCUUUCUCCAUCAACCAUAAAUUACGAAGAUAAGAAAAAUCAUGACUUCACAUCAGCAGCUCAAAGCGAAUACAACAAUCCAGUCACAUCAUUUCCAGGAGAAGAUGAUCUCUUGGCUGCAGAAGCUCCUAAUUUACAGUCAACACAAUCCAAAGUCAAUACAAGCAGUCCUGACAAACAUUCUCUGGUUGGGAUUACAACUACAAGCUUUCCAGAAGUGAAGGAUAGUAAAAUAUCAUCUGUUUAUAGCACCAGCAACCCAACACAACCUUCUCUUCAAGAAGAUUCUACCACCUCCCAUGAUACUCUUACUGAUCCUGUGAAUAGAAGCAGUGUUCUCUCUCCAACCAGCUUUUCAGACCUUCCACAAUAUACAAACAAUCCCCAUUCCUUAAUAACCAGCUUUUCAGACCAUCCAGUAUCUAAAAAUCAGCCCCUUACCUUAAUAACCAGCUUUCCAGACCUCCCAGAAUCUACAAAUCAGCCCCUUUCCUUAAUAACCUCUUUAAAACCCUUCCUGGUCACCUCCUCCCUAUUUAUCCCUGCUGUGGUCCAUGAUGGAGAACUUCCUCUCCAUGAAAGUUUAACAACAAGGUCUGAUGAAGAUUUACUCCCCAGGACGGAAGUGUCGACAGCAUCCACCCUGCAGACCCCUGCCCAGCAUCUGACAGAGUCUCCAGAUGUUCCUACCAAAGAUCCUUAUCUACAACAUGUCCAACAUUCACCAGAGAGCAGCACACACAUGGAGCUGACCAGUGGGGAUGAGGAUUCCGCAGGAUCUAUAGACGUUUAUAAAAUGGUGCUCAGUCACAAAGAUGGAGAAUUAAAUGAUGUAUCAAGAUCUGUAAACAUCCAAACUCUUCUGAGUCCAUUGACUCUAAAACACAAGACCCCAGUGACCAACAGUCAUGGUCAGGAAAUUAACCUUGCAACAAGCAAUCCCAGUGUGGUGGUUAGUGAAACGCUAGACUCGGCAGAUAUGCACAAUCCUACUACGGACACACCAGACAUCCCAGGACUCCUAACCAGAAAACGCCGCCCAGUGUGUCCAUACCCUCCUCUGCCUGUUCAUGGGACGUUCUAUUUCCGUACGAUAGCGAACCCUUCCCCAUUCCAGUAUAAGCAUUAUGUCCAGUAUGCCUGUUAUUCUGGUUAUACACUGGCCAACGGUGAUGUUUACAGCUAUUGUCUACAGGACAGGCAGUGGAGUGGAGUUACACCCAUGUGCAUAGAGGAAACUCCAUGCUCCUCUAAUAACGGCGGCUGCUCUCAGGUGUGUCAGGUGAAUGAUCAGAAUCGAGCUGAGUGUCACUGCAAACCUGGCUUUCUGCUGCUGGAGGACCAGCUCACCUGUCGAGAUCUGGAUGAGUGUGUGGAAGGCCUGCACCAGUGCCAGCAGGUCUGUGAAAACACCUUUGGCUCAUACAGGUGCAGCUGCAGCGCUGGCUUCCAACUCUCUGCAGACAGGAUGUCCUGCACCGAUGUGGAUGAGUGUGUGCAGCUUACUGGCAGAGCUCGCUGUCUGUUUGGCUGUAUUAACACACCAGGCAGCUUCCAUUGUCACUGUCCUGCUGGAUACAGCAUGAACAUCACAGACGACAGACACUGUACCGAUCUAGAUGAAUGCUUGGAGAAUGGAGGUCGUGGACCGUGUGAGAGUUCAUGUGUAAACAGCCCAGGCUCUUUUCACUGCAUCUGUCCACACGGGUAUCAGGUAGCUGGGGAUGGCAGGGCCUGCGUUUCCGAGUGUCCAGCAGGAUAUCGCAAACGGCGCUCUGCUUCAGGAGCAGAGAGCUCCAGCACAGAGCCCUGCACCGAUAUUAACGAGUGUGAGGAGAUGGCGCAGCAGCAGAUCCAGCAGCAGAGGUGUGAGUGGAAGUGUGUUAACCUGCCAGGGACAUACCGCUGCGUUUGCCCCCGGGGAUAUAAGCAGCAUGCUGAUGGACACCACUGCAAGGAUCUAAACGAGUGUGCGUUGAAGAACGGCGGCUGCUCGCACACCUGCCUGAACCUCAGAGGUAGCUUCAAAUGUGCUUGUCCAGAGAAUUACCGUAUCUCUCCAUACAACAGAAGAAAAUGCCAGCCAGUCCACAGUUCACAAAGGACGGUCUCGUAAUGCACAACAACAUUUUUCUGCUCUUAAUUUAUUUACUCAUCAAUAUUGUAAUAAACAGCCUGUAAUCAUUGUUUUAUUUGUAUAUAAAUAUAAGAACAGUAGAAA